AUGUCCAACUACGUUCGACCCAUACCUGGAACGGCCUUUCUGACUACUCCUUCAGAGGUCAUUCCUGUCCCUACACCCUCCACAUCUCCAGAUGAUCCUCUCAACUGGUCCAAACGUCGCAAACUUGUGUCCAUGAUGUGCAUGAGUCUUUUUACCCUGAGCUCGGGAGUUUGCACAGCCUCCAUCUACUCCAUCCUUGUGCCCAUCUCUCUACAAACAAACGUGUCCCUCAGUACUCUCAAUCAGGGCACGGGCUACAUGUUUCUGUUUUUGGGCCUCGGAUGUUUGUUCUGGCAACCCAUAGGACAGCAGUACGGUAAGCGUCUGGUAUACAUUGUAUCACUGCUGCUCACUGUGGCCAGCCAAGUCUGGGCUGCCCAUGCUCACAAUACAAGUGCCCACUGGAUUGGCUCGAAGAUCUUCCAGGGCUUUGUACAAGCCCCGAUUGAGUCACUCUGCGAAGUGACCAUCUCUGAUGUGUUCUUUGAGCACGAAAGGGGCCGAUGGAUAGGUCUUUAUGCCUUCAUGCUCAUGUUCAGCAACUACAUUGCGCCUGUUAUUGCUGGACCCAUCGCUGACGGGCAGGGCUGGCAGUGGGUGCUCUACUGGGGCGCUGUGUUUUGUGGAGUGGUCAGCAUCAUCUUGUUCUUUCUUUGUGAAGAGACCAACUGGACCCGAGGAGCAGACUUCAAGGAAGAGGUGGUCAUGACUCCGUUUGGAGGCACGGGCGUAGCUGCUGGGCUGGCGGCUUUGGAGGAAGAAGACAAGAAGUCCUCGGCCGCCUCCAACAACUCCGUGGCAAACGGCUCGGUCAUUUCAAUCCACCAGAAAACUUACUGGCAAAGGCUGUCUUUGCUGGACAAACCUCGACCCAUGAUGCUUUGGACUAUGUUUGUGCGACCUUUCAAGCUUGUCACGUACCCCGCCAUCGUCUACUCAGGUUUUCUCUACGGCACUGGACUCAUCUUCUUCAACAUUUUGAACGCCACAGCAUCUCUCAUCUUUUCUGCCGAGCCCUACAACUUCAGCGCGACCAACGUGGGUCUGACUUAUCUUAGUCCUGCAUUUGUGUCGGGUGUGCUGGGAUGGGGAGCAGGACAUCUCAGCGAUUUCAUCAAAGUCUGGUUAGCUAGACGAAAUCGAGGAGUUAGCGAAAGCGAGCACCGACUCUGGAUAUUGUUGGUUUAUCUCAUUCUGGUUCCUCCGUCACUAAUGAUCUGGGGUUUUGGCGCAUCUCGGGGCUUUAACCCAGGACUACUCAUCCUGGCCAUGGGACUAAUUGGAGGUUCAGGAACAGUGUGUGCAACAGCGUCGGUGACGUACGCCAUUGACAGCUACAGAGAUAUCGCAUCGGAUAGCAUGGUCACCCUUAUCAUCAUUCGGAACUUGGUUGGCUUCUGUGUGAGUUAUGGCAUCACCGAUUGGGUGACAAACGAGGGUCUCGAAAAGUGUUUCGGCGAAGCAACAGGCUUGUGCGUGGCCUGCAUCCUGCCCAUGUUUGCAGUCAUUUGGUUUGGAAAGAAAUGGCGUGUCAAAACGAAGGAGCGAUAUUGGCAAAUGGUUGACGAGAGUCGAAGAAGUGGCAUGGCCUUCUAG
Yarrowia lipolytica CLIB122 is the source of this 1596-nucleotide messenger RNA. RefSeq lists its product as uncharacterized. Gene Ontology annotation, cellular component: plasma membrane. The record is from RefSeq and is a predicted model, not a curated record. Gene Ontology annotation, biological process: transmembrane transport. Lineage: Eukaryota; Fungi; Ascomycota; Dipodascomycetes; Dipodascales. Gene Ontology annotation, molecular function: transmembrane transporter activity.